GCCAUGGAGAUAUUGAUUAGGCAGCAGCUGUCAGAUGCUGAGAAACAACAAAAUGUUGAUGCUUUGAAAAGUACCUACAACUUGAUCAAAUCAGCACAUGAUGGGAAAUCUGCCCUUGAUUCCUUGGAGAGUUUCUCUUUUGACUUAUAUGUCUUAUGUGCAGAACAAGCGUAUCAGAUGGGUCUUCCUGAAAUAAGCCGUGACUGUCUACAAAUGUAUUUUAAAGGGAAAGCUCCCGUUAACCAAUUCCUGGGCAGAGCGUAUUUGUGCCAGAGCCAGUUAUAUACUCCUGUAUCUACUGACAAUUUGAUACUAUUUUUUGAUAUAUAACGCAUCAUCUAUUUAUUGGAAAAAUAUAAGACCAUUUUUAAAGCCCGGGUUCCGCUACUUUCUCAUACCGAGCCUCUCUCAGAUUGUGUCCGCAUUGAAUCAUCCCAACGAGGAAGACAAAGAUUGGACAGCAGAACUUAUGAUAGAAUUGCUUGAGUGUUUCCUGGAUGCUUCCAGAAUGGAAGAAGCCACAACCUUUUCAUCCACUGCAGCUACAUUCAUUGAAGAAAAUGUGCCAAGUAGAUAUAAGGAUUUAUUUUCAAUAAUGGUGCGUAACAAACUAGUGGAAGUUUCAGAGAUAGAAGAUAAACUUGAAAGCUGUAUUAGUUUGAACAUCAUAUAUAAAAUUCAAACAAUCAAAGGGCAAUUAGAUAAAAAUCAGAUUCCAGAAGAUGCUCUUACAGAUUUGAAUAACAUAUUUGAACUUUUGAAAGGAUCUAAAAAGGAAAUACAGCGUAAUGAAAGAAUUUCUUUGCUGCUAGAACUGGCACGACUUUCCUUGAGAUUAAAUUGUAUAAGUAUUGCAAUGUUAUGUUUAAAAGAGUUGAAGAAUUAUAAAAUUCACGACCGAGGAAGAGAAAUUGAAUUAGAUUGCUUGGAAUGUGACUUCGAAGUCCAAAAACUUGGGCCUAAAAUUGAAACUUAUGCUAAAAGCGUUGUUGAGGUUCAGUUAAAUGCUAUACAGAAACUUGAUUUAAUUUUGAACCGUGCAAUUCGGCUGAGAGAUCCUAAUAUUAUUCAGGCGGUAUGUACUACCCAGUGGAAUAUCUGCUUACCUCUGUUGCAACACAAUUUGCAACAUCACAUACGAAAACCCCUGUUAGCAAUUGCUGAAGUGCUAGAGAAGAUUGACAGCAUGUUGAUUUUAUUGCGUUGUCAAGUUCAUAUGGAAAUUGCUCGUAUUGAAGAAAAAUCGGACAGAGUAGAGACCGCAAUGGAACACCUGGAGAAGGCCAUCAAACUUGAUAACAACGGACAGUACCACGAAUAUCUGAAAAUGGCUUUCCAUCGGCUUAGCUUAAAUACCAUGCUGUACAAGUCUUUGGAGCGCCUGGAAGACCAAGCAAGUUUGAUGAUUGAACAGGCUAAAAAAGGAACCGCAAAUGACAGUGUGAGGAAAAAACGCUCUCUGUUGGUGAAUGCUGGCUUUGCUCUAGCACCGGAGGCUUUUCAGGUGGUUCUUGAUAGUGAAAACGAGGCUAAAGUUCCCCCAAGUAAACAUAAAGAUCAAAUUAGCUAUCUCUGUGCGAAAGCAGAGCACCACGCUAAAAAUGUAGAGAAAGUAGAUGGACAUUUGAAGAGACUAGGACAUGAAAACGAAAAAGAAAGAAUCCGCCUGUGGUCAGAAAUAGCCAAAACAGCACGGAAGCAAAGCGUGUGGGACGUUUGUCGGGCUGCCUGUAGGUUCUGUCUCUUGUAUGAUGAUAAUCAAGCAAUAAAGCUAUCGAAACGCAAAAGAUUGGUGAAGAAGAAAGGCAGCGUAAGUACAACAGCUGAGGAGCCUGAAGGAAACGUAUUAAGAGAGUCACCGGUGCCUACUAAAGUAUUUUCUUUAGAAAGGGAUCUACUUAGAACCUUAGCAGAAGUAAGAUGUAUCAAUGCAGAGGCUACAAUUCAGUUACUAAGAACAGAAGGCGUCCAGCUCAAUGAUUAUCCUGUCCUCCCCGUAGAGGCAAAUACACACAUUUCAGGAAACUCUCAACAUUCAACACGAAGUGGAAAAGAAUCCGAUUGGAACGUAUACAGCAACUGGAUAAACCGCUUAUCUCAAUAUGCUAUGGAAAACUUUCUACGAGCUGUCAGAAUUGGAGAGGAGUUAAAUGAAGCCUGGAUUGUACACAACACUGUGGUGUAUGUCUUAAAUCACAAUAAGCAUCUGAUUAUUUUAAAAAGGCAGAGAGAACUUGUUGAACCCUUUCAGAUUCUUUUCAAUGCUGUUAAGAAUAUUGGGAAUUUUGGGAAUUGCACUGUUUUAGCAACCUUAUGCAACGCUCUGGCAAGAGGGCUGAUUCUUCCUUGGAUUCCCAAAAGGGUUUCCAAAACGGAUGAAAAGAAACUGAACGAGGAAGGGCCCGCCAAACGUAAAAAGACUGCCUUGAAAGGACACGAUAAAUCACUCACCGCUCUAAUUCUACCUGUGGAUCCAGCUGGACUCCACGAUAUUAAAGCAGCCGUAGAGAGUAAUGAUGAUGGGACAAGUCCCAUGACGAAGGUUUUUAUUGGCCUGGAAAUGUAUUCGUGCAAUGGUUUGGGCCUUAUGGACUUUUUACUUCCCAAUGUGUCUCAGUUGGUGAAAAUGUCUCUGGAGUGCAGUUGGUCAGACUCGCUUGUAGAGCUUCAGACACUGACCAGACUCAUGCAUUUUGCACAUAAUCUCCAUGACCAUGAACUGGUGUUAACUUGUGCUCAGACGAUUAUGGAAUUGGGUCAAGUGCCAUUUAACACAGAUCCAAAGAAAAAAGGAAUAAAUGAUUACAGUGCCAGACAAGAAAUGCUGAGUAUUGCUUUUUGUACUCAAGGGAAGAGUAUCAUGGAAAACCUGGCGGGCAAAAAACAUUUGCGAGUUACGGCGUCAAAGUCCUUUGUUGAAAGUGCAAGAUAUGCAGGAGAAGCAGGAAAUCUUCACCUUGCCAUGGUAGCAGCUCGGAAUUUCUGGAAUGCUUGUUUACCUUUCAUUGGUUCUUCAGCAGACAGACAGCACCUCAAAGCGCCCACUGAAGUCAUUCUCAAGAGCAUCAUUAAGGCAUCAGAGGCCAAAAGUAAGCAGGAAGUGGGCAAUAUGUUACACUUGCAUCAGUGGCCUACAAUAGAUUUUCAGAGCAUCAGCCCAUCAGACGGGCAUUUUUAUCCAGGUGCUGAAGAGGAUUUGACCUUAAGAACAUUCUUGUAUGUGUUACUGUUCCAAGCACAUGCUGAUAAAAAUGACUGGGAGACAGGCCUUAAAGUUUUAGAUGAAGCUGUUCAGAUUCUUCCUCGCACAAAGCACAGGCUCCCAAUUUUUAAGCACAUGGUCAUGGUGAAGGCAAGACUAGGACGUAAUUAUAUAAUGGAAAUUCAGAAAUUCCGCGAUGAAACUGAAGACUACAUGUCAGACAUGUGGCAUCGUUUGGCAUCUGUUUCCUAUGAUAUUGUGGGGCAAUUAUCUUGCUACCAAAAUGCAAUUGAAGUUUUACAGAAAAAGGAAAGUGAAUUAAAGAAAGUGGAUAAUAUCUUAGGAGUUGCAGAAUGGCUGUAUUGCAAGCAGUUUCCUCUUAGUGAGGCUAUUAAGCACCUGGAAUGGGCAAUAAAUAUGCUAUUGUAUCUCAAGCCUCUCCAAAAGAGCCCUGACGAAGAAGAAUUAAGAAACCAAAUGAGUAUUGGAGAAUUAAGAAGCAUAAAACAGCUAGAAGCUUUAUUUAGAGCUUAUACAAUAAUGGCAGUCAUUUCUGGCCACCAUUCAACUUUUUACGAGCAAUACUGUUUGAUGGCGUAUGCUUUCGUGAUUCGCAUGUGGCAGAUGUCAUUCACAGCAGCAGGAUUGUUUUUAAAGGCACAGACCAAAGUUUCCCCAGCCCAAUCAGCCACUCCAAAAUCAAAAGGCAAAAAGGAUGCACUAAAGCCCGAUUCUGCUCAGGUUUCGCCUACAAGCCCUCCUAAGAAAGAUAAAGAGAAAUCCCCCAAAGAUGCAAAGAAGGGACCCUCAGCCAGUAGAGAGAAGGUGAAAAGGAAGGGGCCGAUUGACGUCUUGCCUGCAAAUGUGGAGGAAUGGGCUAACUAUGAGUGCCCUGAUGAGAUAAGAGAAGCCUUUAAACAGGACUCAACUGGCUGCACUGUGAACAGAGAAACUAUUUUAGCACCUACACGCACCUUAUAUUACUUGGACCUUUUACUUAGGGAGCUACAGUCCAUGUUAUGUACUCACAUGACUCUGCCGCUACUUCACUUGGCUGAAAUCAUUGCUCACGAUGUUGUUGAAAGCAAAAGUCUGUCAAAUCUCUACCGUCUCAGGCUUGCCAAAAUAUGUUUAGAUUUAAAAAUGUAUCAAGCAGCAUCUUUCCAUGAAAAGGCAGUGGGUGACAUCUUUAUUAAUGAAAAGGAGCAAGGAAGAUUUAGACAAGAGAUUGCAUUUAAAAAUGAGAAUGCCAUACAGGAUAACCAAAUGGAAAAUAAAAAUUUGGAUUGGACAGAACUAGAUAUGGAGCAAAGAAAGAAGCUAUUUAAUGCAAAAGAUAAGAUUUUGGAAGUCAGAAAUGAACAGUCCGUGUGGUGCAUCACGAUGCCUUUAUCUUCUGGCUGUGCUGGCUAAUUUGGAGAAGAACCACGGCCAGGCAAAGGCGCUGCUUGAAAAGGCCCGCUUGAUAGGUGGAAACGAACAGUUUUGGCACAGCAGCACUUUUGCCCUCACCGAUGCGAUUUUAGGAGACGACCAGGAAGUAAAUGAGAAAAUGAUGCAGGCUGGCCAUUUUCUGCAAAAAAACAUAAAUGUCUUGAGGCCGUUAUUGAAGGAAAGACCCAACCGAGAACCUGAACUGGGUUUUAUAAUAGCAUGCUUUGAAGCCAGGAAAUCGUAUAUACAGAUAGAUUUGGUUAAAUAUCUCAUUAACACUAGCGGUUUUUCUGAAGAGUUGGCAACAAUAUUGCUGGAAUCCUACGAUAAGUUAAUUCACAUACAGGAGACCUUCCUUUCUAGCGGAUAUAAAGACCGUAGUGCUGAUGCAUUGAUGGCCUGUGCAAAUAUUCAUAGGAUACUUGGCAAACAUACAGAACUUGCGGCAGACAAGCAAAAUCAUUACAUAGAGGCAUAUAGAUUAGCACAACGUGGAGUAUCACGAAUGGAAGAGCUUUUUCAACACAUUAAUAAUAUACUUCCAAUUAAUGAGACUAGAAAUAUAAACACACCUUUAAUGAGAAGACUUGCAAACAUGAAGGUGAACUUUAUAGAGAUCAUUUUGGAUAUUUUUGUUCUUAUCAAUAUUGAAAAAAAGAACAGAGAAGCCAGAGCAGACCAAAUUGAGCACAUUAUUGAGAAUUUUGUAAGGUUUACACCUGAUACUGCUUCAGAGGAACAGGCUUGGAUCACCCUUGGGCAAACAGUGGGCCACAAUGCCCAUGCUCAGCUUACAAGCCUGUCGAGUCUUUGUGGUGGCUGUCCUGACAUCAGAGCCAAGUAUCUCUAUCUGACUGGGAGGAGUCUACAUUUCCUAGCUAAUCAUAUGGAGCCUUUUAAUUUGGAUAUUCAGUGGUGUGAAACUCCAAUCGAGGUGCCUAAAAUUAAUUCUGAGAAAUCUCCACCACCAGAAGCAGAAACAAUAGAUGAACAAAAUGAAGUCCCAAGUCCUCUAUUGCAACUUACUAAAAAGCAGCUCGAUGACUACAGGAAAAAAGCCAAUGAAUUAAGGAAGAGGCAGAUGUGGACUCAUGAAUACAUAUUUCAAUCAACUGAGGUUUUGCUGCAGUGCAUUAAUGUUGCAAUUAAUAACAACCUGAUCGAUAUGUUGGCAGCUGCUAGUUUGGAAAUGGUGGAGUGCUUUGGACAAUUUGAUCCAGUUUCAGCGAGUCAGUUUUUAGCUCUUUAUCAGAGUUGCACGGCAUCCUUGAUUAUGAAAGAGAUCCUGUUAGGGGCCACCUUGAACAGCAGCAGUUCACAGAUGGCAGCCAUGUUGCAUCUGCAGCACAACUUGCAACAAAGAGGAGAGACAAGUGGCCUCCUCAAAACCGUAGAACAGAGGUUGGCUGCUAUAUCAAAGGCAUGGGGAAGCCUCUCCAUUUCUUCAAAUCAUUUUAAUAUCAUGAAUGAACUGCCAGCAAAUUUUCAUAUAGUUAUUCUCCAGCAUUCAGGAGACAGGUCUCUGUUGUAUGGGGCUGUGCUUGAGAAAGUAAAGCCCACCAACCCUAAAGACCAGAAGGAACAAAAGGAAAAGGGGGGACACCUGAAGGAAAAAGGCGGGAAGGAAAAAGGAGGACAACAGAAAGGAAAAUUUGCUCAACUAACUUUGCAGGCUAAAAUAGUCCGGAGCCCUGUGAAUCCUGAAACAUUCUUAAAUAUUUUGGAAAAAACUGAGACUUAUAGAGAGGAGAUGAUGGAUAGUCUUUUGAGAGAAAUAGAAGAAAAUGAGUUUCAAAGAAAAAUAUAGAAGAUGGAGAUGAACCAGAUUUAGAUUCUAUGUUUCAAAUGAUAUUGUCAGAUAUGGAAGAAUAUUUGAAG
Thamnophis sirtalis is the source of this 6514-nucleotide messenger RNA. Lineage: Eukaryota; Metazoa; Chordata; Lepidosauria; Squamata; Natricidae. The record is from RefSeq and is a predicted model, not a curated record.